Messenger RNA from Apodemus sylvaticus (European woodmouse), 1662 nucleotides. RefSeq names its product phospholipase A2 group III (gene Pla2g3). Gene Ontology annotation, biological process: phospholipid metabolic process; arachidonate secretion. The record is from RefSeq and is a predicted model, not a curated record. The coding region runs from base 1 to 1527 and encodes 508 amino acids. NCBI's taxonomy places the organism in Eukaryota, Metazoa, Chordata, Mammalia, Rodentia, Muridae. Gene Ontology annotation, molecular function: A2-type glycerophospholipase activity. The transcript is spliced from 7 exons.
AUGGGGGCUCUGGGGGUACUCUUGGGGGUGCUGGCUUUCCUAGGGGUUGCUCCAGGGGGCUCCCAUACCCUUCACUGGCACAGUACCUCCUGCCAUUUGGUCCGGCCCAUCCCUGGUAGCGCUCUGGGCUCCCUGAGCUUCUUGGGCACAGAUGACCAAGGCCUGGCAUUAUUCCAGGCCUUCUGGGAUGCGCACCACAGGCUGCAGGUUUGUAUCAGGCAGGAUGAAUCUGAGCUUACCACCGCGUUCAGGACCCUCUGUGCACACGAGUUCUUGCAGCAUGCCUUCAUCCACACCCCUGGACCCGAGCUGCAGGGAGCACUGGCCAGUCUGCAGAGCCAGUGGGCGGCCUGUCCAAGGUCGGAGGAUAGCCCUACAGGAGCCAGGGAGAAGCGAGCAACAGAACAGAGUGGAGCGCCUGACAGAGAGCACUAUCGAAGGAGGAGAGGCUGGACCAUUCCUGGCACGCUGUGGUGCGGUGUUGGGAACUCUGCUGAGAACUCCUCAGAACUGGGUAUGUUCCAUGGCCCUGACCUCUGCUGCCGGGAACACGACCAAUGCCCACAAACCAUCUCGCCCUUGCAGUAUAACUAUGGCAUCCGAAACUUCCGAUUCCACACCAUCUCUCACUGUGACUGCGAUGCCAGGUUUCAACAGUGCCUAAGGAGCCAGGGUGACUCCAUCUCCGACAUCAUGGGCGUGGCCUUCUUCAAUGUGCUGGAGAUCCCCUGCUUUGUGCUGAAGGAGCAGGAGGCCUGCGUGGCUUGGCACUGGUGGGGCGGGUGCAGGGCCUAUGGCUCAGUUCCGCUUGCUCACCUCCAGCCCAGGACUUACUAUAAUGCCUCCUGGAAGGCUGAGACCACCUCGCUUACGCCCAGCCCCCAAAGCUCAGCCCCCAGCAAACACUCCCAGAAGAGGGGCCCACCACAGACACAAGUCAGACGCCACAGCACAGUCACCACUACACCCCUGCAGACCCCUGCCAUCUCCUCCAGACCUGAUAUGAUCCCCAGAGGCCAGCCAGGAGUCCCCCAUCCUGGCCUCCAGGAUGGCCCAAAACAUCAAGGUGCCCGCCGAGUCUGUCGAAGCCUUCGCCACCUGGACCGGUGCGAGCACCGGAUCAAGCCCCAGGAAACCAAGUUCCACCUACUCAACAGUGCCCAGACGCCCCUUUUCCAUUGCAAUUGCACGCGCCGUCUGGCACGUUUCCUGAGGCUCCAUAGCCCGCCUGCAGGCACCCACAAGGUCUGGGAGCUCCUGGGUACCACCUGCUUCAAGCUGGCCCCUCAGCACGACUGUGCUGAGGGCAAAGGAUGUUUCAGAGACCACAGGGCCAUCAAGGUGUCAGCUCGGCACUUGCAGAGGCUUCAUCCCAACCGGCUCCAUUUCUGGGAUAAAGGCACAGGUGGGGCUCUGUCACAGCCUGUGGUGCCCCUGGAGACCCCCAUGUCAUUCUACAGCCAGUGUCUGCAGCUAACCCAGGCAGUCUGGAGACCCAGGGGACAGAAGAAAUUCUGGAGCUCAUGACUUCAGUUACAGCAGCUUGGGCUCCAGCCUGGACCUCCUUCCCAGUGUCGCUAUGUUCUGAGAGACUUGGUCUCUUCUCUGAGGAACAGCAUGGCUCUCAGGGACUGCAGGAGGCUUGAUGGAGGGAAUCUCAGG